AUGCCGUCGCGACAUGCAUCGACUCUCUACUACUUCGCGUCCUAUUUGACAGUGUACUUCCUAUCCACCUACGGCCUCGGCGAUGUUUGGUUGCGAGUAGCGCUCCUUCAUCUCCUUGCCUUCGGCAUGAUUGCGGUGCGCUACACGGAGCAGUACCAUUCGAUUCCGCAGCUCAUCGCCGGCGCCGUUCUGGGCAGCACCUUUGGCACUGCCUGCAAGAUGUGGAGUGCGGGUGUGGCGGCUUUGGGGGCACUGUGGUCGCUUCCUGCGCUGGGCCAGCUCCUCCUCUUGGCCGUCAUCUUGUUCAUCACCUGGUACCAGGUGGCGAUGGCGCGGCAGAAGAACGUGCUGCGGAGCGUGCACAAGGACAUCGUGAUCAUCACCCAGCCUCUGAUCUGCUACUCGCCGCUCAUGUUCAUUCUGCCGCGCUACUGGCUGCGCUGGCUGUUCCCCUACCGCGCCCUCGACAUGCACGAGGCCCUCCACGAGGUCUUCACCAGGACCGGCGCCCGCGCCGUCGGCUUCGCCUCGCCGCUCCACACCGAAGUCUACUUCAACGAUGAAGACAUCAUCCGCGAGUUUACGGUCAAGCAGCACGAGAAGUUCCCCAAGGCCUACAAGGACUACGAGGUGCUUCGGUUCUGGGGCGAGAACAUCGUCACGGCUCCCUCUGAGGGUUAUGAAUGGAAGAAGCACAGGGCGCUCCUCACGCCAGCGUUUUCGUCGAGCAAUUUGCGGCUGGUGGCCAAGGUGACUGUGGACAACACCAACACGCUGUUCGCCAAGUGGGACCAGCAGCGCAAGACCACCCAACUGGGCGAGGUGCUCGAUGUCCACGUCGACGAAGACACCAUGCGCUUGAUGUUGUACGUGAUCGCUGGUGCGGGCUUCGGCCAGGAGUUGGGAUUCGACAAGUCCGACGAGGACUACGACAAGUCCAAGUUCUCCAUCUCCUUCACUGAAGCCAUGUCCGUCGUCUCCAAGUACCUGCUGUUGUGGAUUGCGUUCCGUCCGGUGUUCAAGCUGCCCUUCCCGGCACUGCGGAAGAUCCAGCAGGGCUUUGUCGACUUCGAGGCCCACGUCAAGGACAUGAUCGCCAAUCGGAGCGCCGAACUCACCGCGGCGUCGGCGGCGGAAAAGGAAGAAGAAAAGGAGGCGGAGAAGGAGAGCGAGGCUGAUGCGGAGAUCGAUCCGGCAAGCCAGCGCAGCGAUUUGCUGAGUCUGCUGCUCAAGUCGCGCGCCGAAGACGCACGACACAACCUCACCGACGAGGAGAUCUUCUCCGACUCGUUCAUCUUCCUCCUCGCCGGUAUGCCAACCACGGCCCAUUCGACCGCCUGGGCGUUCGCUCUGCUGGCCACCAACCCCAGCGAACAGGACCGCUGCGUGUUCAAGGAGACCCUCCGCCUCAUGCCCCCCGUGUGGGCGCUCGGCAAGUACUGCACCGAACACACCCGCCUCGUCGACCACCACGUCGCACCCAACAUUCGAACGACGAUGGCGAUCUAUUCGCUGCACCGCAACCCCAAGUACUGGACGGAGCCGGACAAGUUUGUGCCGUCGCGCUUCGACGCCCGCGUCAGCCCGCCGGUGUCGGCCUACUCCUACGUCCCCUUCUCGCUCGGCCGACGCAGCUGCCUCGGCAACCGCUUCGCACUCGUGGAGGCGACGAUGUUCCUGGCCAAGGUGAUGCAAAAGUACACGAUCCACCUGCCGCCGGGCACGGACCUGAAGAAGCUGUUCGACGCGGAAAACGUCAUCACCCUCACGCCCCGCAACGGCAUGCACCUCUGGCUCAAGAAGCGAAACCCAGCACACGCCAGCUAA
Messenger RNA from Acanthamoeba castellanii str. Neff, 1827 nucleotides. RefSeq names its product cytochrome p450 superfamily protein. The transcript has 13 exons. Lineage: Eukaryota; Discosea; Longamoebia; Acanthamoebidae. The coding region runs from base 1 to 1827 and encodes 608 amino acids. The record is from RefSeq and is a predicted model, not a curated record. Gene Ontology annotation, molecular function: iron ion binding; oxidoreductase activity, acting on paired donors, with incorporation or reduction of molecular oxygen; heme binding.